GCACCCACACGCCGCCAAACUCCCACACCGCCCCGUCCCCUGAGUUUCAUCGCUUUAACGAGAGUGCCAGAUUUUCCCCUCCCGGACUAUCCCCAGUCUGUGGGGGUUGCCCCAUGGCCUUUAGGGAGGGCUAUAAAGGCCAGAGCAGUCCAAGUCCUCAGCACUCUCCACAGCCUGUCCACAUACAGCCAGCAGCUCCUCACCUGAGACUCCAAGCUAACGGCUCCUCACCGGCUCCUCACCUGCGUCGCCAUGUCCGCCUCUCGCCUCACCCUGCUGUCUGCGGCUGUGCUGCUGCUCGUCUGCGCUACCACCCUCACUGAAGGGCUGCGAAUGGCCAGUAAGCCCAGGAAGUGCUGUUUUGACUUUGCGGAGCGCCAAUUUCCCCUGAAACGGCUGCAGAGCUACAAAAUAACCAGCCAGCUGUGCUCCAACCAAGCAGUGAUGUUCAAGACUCACGCAGGUAAAAUGGUGUGUGCCAGACCCUCUCAGGACUGGGUGAAGGACUACAUGCAGUAUUUUGACAAGAAGAACGCUGGAAAACCGGCACAGCUGUAACCGUGGCAAUAUCUACUCUUCUGCCCCCCCCACCCCCCCAAGACACCCCACUGCAAGCACCCAGUAGGCCUUCUCUUGGAAACCACGGAAACGUGGCACAAUCUUUCUCCUGAGCCAAGGUGCUGCCACACCACUGUGUUGACACUGGUUCUCACAGAACACUGAAGCUAUAACCAUGAUUCUACGAUUGUGAGCUACGCUGCCUUGUAAACACCAAGUACAUAUGCCAAUUGCUCUGCGCUUCUGCCAGCGUUUAUGACUUCCUCUUUCACUGGAAUUGGCUCAAGUCUGCGGACACGAGGUCUGGGGAAGUCCAGGCACGUUGUCGCUCUCCAUUGACCUCGUCUGUUGACCUCGCACAGCUGUAUCAGCCUCAUAUGCUCUCCCCUCCCAGUCCACCUUACUGGGCCAGUGUUACGUCAGAUAUGUACAAGUUGAAAGCUGUAAAAUGAUGAUAGAAAUAUCAUAUUCGUAUAUAAAAAGGCUUUGAUAUAAGGUUAGUUCACGCUGAAGAUUUUUAAAAAAAACACACCGACGUGUUUCGGCCAAAAUUUCUUCAUCAGAAAGUCAGGGAGAUCUUCUUGGCCAAAACAUGUUGGUGUGUUUUUAAUGUUUAGUAUGACCUAGCCCUAUAGUAAAGGAUUUUUAUAAAGAGCACCCUGGAAUUUUGUGUCUAUAUUUAUUGCCUUGGGUCUGCUUCUCAUGGUUUUUCCAAAGAGCACCUUUACUCAUUAAACUUUCUUUAGACGCUUACCAAAUGCCACAGGCUUCUGCACUGUUGUUGAUUCUGUACAAUUAUUGUUGAAAAAUCAAAUAACCCUGGCUAACUAAUGACUAAUUUCACUCGCUCACUCUCUUGCAAACACUGAUCUUUCAAUUUGACAGCUCUGUGCACAUUGUGAAAAUUUCCAGUAAGUCUGAAACUAAUCAUUAUGACUAAUUUAACGAGUAUCCGUUCUCUGAAACACACACAACUUUGAGAAUGCAUGUGUAUGUUAAUUUAAUUUUUGUGUGGGUUUGACUACUACUGGUUUUGUUGGUGAUAUUAUUUUGUUUGCCCUGAGUAGGGAAUGGCAGGCCUUUUAUGGGUGCCAGGUGAAUGUAUUGAACACAACGUCAAUGUCAAAAUAAAUGUGCUUCAGUCA
Conger conger (European conger) is the source of this 1703-nucleotide messenger RNA. RefSeq names its product monocyte chemotactic protein 1B-like. The coding region runs from base 253 to 558 and encodes 101 amino acids. NCBI's taxonomy places the organism in Eukaryota, Metazoa, Chordata, Actinopteri, Anguilliformes, Congridae. The transcript is spliced from 3 exons. The record is from RefSeq and is a predicted model, not a curated record. Gene Ontology annotation, cellular component: extracellular region. Gene Ontology annotation, molecular function: chemokine activity; CCR chemokine receptor binding. Gene Ontology annotation, biological process: immune response; monocyte chemotaxis; inflammatory response.